GUUCUCGGUAGUUUUCUGCUAUUUCUUCCGCAUUGUGCACGCGUUGCACAUUGGGAACUACACUGCUGAUUUACGAAACGACGGCGACGAUGUUGUCUAUCGCAAAGGAUUCGUUGAAAAAGUCUCACAAUUUUUAUGUAUACAACAAAUCAUUCACUUGCAUAACGUCUCUGCGUGCAAAGUUUACGCGGAAUGUCGAAAAGACCCAGUGUCAAGAAUCGUGCGCGGAAAAUGUCAUCCGUCAGCCAAAUCACAACACGAAACAAGAGGUAACGAUGCAAAGUUCUUCCUCUCAUCCGCAGACAAUAUACAAUCAGAAGGGUUUUUUUACUUCUGCACAAAGGUCUCACGGUAAAGAAAUUGAACAGAACAUACUUGAUGUAUUGUUAGCCAAUCUUCUGAAAGCUAAUGGUAUAGACAAGCAGGGUACCUUCUUACACAAGACGAUGAGCCAUCUCAUGGCUGUGAAACUACAAGCGAUACAUACCACUUUGGAGGAUAACUUAAAAUUACCUCCUUCCAUGCUAUAUGUGAAUAGAACAAUUGAUCGAUACAAAAAACAUGAGAUACCUUAUUUUAAGGUAUCAAAGACAGAACAAUUUUUGAGAGAAAACGAUUCAAGGGCUAUGUUAUUGUCUAAGAAAUUGAUAAAAAGUCCUGCUUUGAACUGCAUCAACACGUUUCAUACCAGUGCAUUAAACAGAGUUUCUUUUGAUGAUGAAAUGAACAAAAAAAUGCAUCAUCAAAGGUCACUUGCCAAAGACGACAAUGUAGAUUUUAAUCAUCAGCAUGAGGAUCACAAUGAUGAUUUUCAUUUUGAAUCAGUAAAUUGGUUGAAAGAUGAAUCAAAUAAUAAAUUCCGUCCAAAUGACAAAUUGGAAAAUGAUUCUUUGGCAGAAGCAAUGGAUUCCUUUGUGGAGAGAACUGUAAGAAGACGGCAUGUGAAAAGACAUUCUCAAACCUUACAUUCAGGUUGUAGCAAAGAAGAUCAAAAUAAGGGCAUGUCAGAUACUGCGAAAAAAGUUACCAUCAGCCAGGAAAAACUGGAAAAGUUGUACCCAGAUCCACGAAAUGCGAUGAAUAAAAUUUAUUCCAUUGUCAGCACAGAAUUCAAAGAUCCAAAGUACAUGGUGAAAGUAAAUUUUGAAUCUAUAUUGCCAAACAAGGGUAAAAUAAGAAUCUGGCAAGCUACCUACAAUGUAUUGUGGCCAAGUGAAAUGAGUUUCACGGCUAUAGCUAAAACAAAAGCAGCUGCUUCUAGCGCAGCAAGUCUUAAGUGCUUACAACAUUUGGUAUCAAAUGGAAAUGUGAAAAAUGGUGUGCCAAUGGUUUAUGGCCCUAAUGAAAUUAACGAUAUUAUGAAUUCACCAAUCAGAAUAGAAAUUCGGCCAAAGUUAAUUGACAGUGUAAAUCAACUUCUAGCUCGUUACAGUGAGGAUAUAGCACCACUUUUGGGGAAUUCCGAAGCUGAACCAAAUAAUAUUAACUCAUCACAAAUUGAAAUGAUUGACAGUGACGAAGAUAUUUACGAAGGCGAAGCGAUUUCACCCACAGUAACCAACAUGAUUCAAGCAUCUGAUCGCUUACUUGAUCCACUUAGAGCAACACCAUUAAUCCAACAUAGUAAAGCGACUCUGGAUAAACGAGAUAUGGAAAUGUAUCAGAGACUCAAAGCAAGGCAAACUGACAGCCACAUCAAUUUACCCAUCAUGAAGUACAGAGAGGACAUCAUAAAACAAGUUGAAGAUCAGCGUGUUUUGGUUGUGAAAGGUGAACCAGGCUGUGGGAAAAGUACCCAGGUACCACAGUUCCUCCUAGACCAUUUUACAAACCAUGGAAAAGGAACGAACUGCAAUAUUGUCAUCACAGAACCACGUAGAAUAUCAGCAAUUUCGUUAGCCAAGCGUGUGGCCGCUGAGAGAAACGAAAAUUUGGGGGACUCUAUUGGUUACCAAGUAAGAUUGCAAAGUAUCCCGCCAAGUGGGCCGAGUGGCGGGAUUCUGUUCUGUUCAACUGGAAUACUUUUGCGAAGAUUGCAGAACAAUCCUAACUUGGUUGGAUGUUCACAUGUAAUUUUGGAUGAAGCGCAUGAACGGGACUUGAAUACAGACGUAUUGAUUGUAUUGCUGAACCGAGCAUUGCAAAGAAAUCCGAAUCUGAAACUGAUCAUCAUGUCUGCCACGAUAAACGCUGGCUUAUUUGAGAAGUACUUUGAUUGCAAUACGAUCAUGGUUCCUGGCUUUAUGCACCCAGUGAAAAUGCAUUUCUUGGAGGAUAUAAUGCGUCUUGGCAUUAGGGAUAUAACGCAUCAAGAUAUGAAUCUACCAAACCCAUCUGUAAACGCUGAACAACUAGGGAAAUUAGUUGAGUGGAUCUCAAAAAACAAACCCAACGGUGCUAUCUUAUGCUUUCUCCCAGGAUGGUCUGAAAUACUAAAAGUAAAACGAUAUUUAGAAGAGAGAUUGAGCUCUAACACUCACCUGAUUCUGCCUGUUCACUCACGGCUUCCUCAUUCUGAUCAGCUAAUGAUCUUCAAUAAAGCACCUUACGGAAUCAGAAAAAUAAUUCUCGCAACGAAUAUAGCUGAAACUAGUAUAACUAUUGAUGAUGUAGUAUAUGUUGUGGAUUCUUGUGCACACAAGGAAGUUCGGAUUCAUCAUGACACAGGUGGUUGUAGUAUUGACAAUCAAUGGGUAUCACAAGGAAAUAUAAAUCAGAGGAAAGGAAGAGCUGGUCGUGUGCAGCCUGGUGAGAGCUACCAUUUCAUAACUAAGGAUAAAUAUGAAUCGCUUGACAAGUUCCCAUUACCCGAAAUUAUGCGGGCUGAACUCCACAAAGCUGUUUUGGACUGCAAAACGUACACAUCGGAAAAAGCAGCAGAAUUUUUCUCUCAGAUGCCUGAACCACCGAAAAUAACAUCUGUGCAGCAUGCAGUUAACGAAUUAAUCGAAAUUGGCGCGUUAAAUAAGAACGAGGACCUGACGGCAUUGGGAAAAAGAAUUGCACUAUUCCCUGUUGACCCUAGACUAAGCAAAGCUAUGGUUUACUCUGCUAUCUUCCAGUGCGUAAACCCAAUUGUAACACUGACGUCGAUACUGUCUUCAGACGUUGAAAUAUUCAUGGAUAGGUUAUAUGACAAAUCACCAAUGAGAAAAAUAAAGGCUGAAUUUGAGCCUAUGAGCGAUCAUCUUGCCUUGGCUUGGCUAUUCGAGCAAUGGAAUGUAUAUGCCAAUCAAAGCCAAAACGAAGCUUAUCAAUUUUGCAAAAAAGCGCAGCUUCAGUUUGGCAGGAUGAUGCUCUUGAAAGACCUGAAAGAUUUGUUCGGUCAGCAUCUUGCUCAGUGCCGUAUGAUUGGCACGUACGAAAAUUGGAAAGACUUAGGUUCACAUCUAAACACAAAUUCAACAAAUGACGAGUUGGUACGCGGUGUCCUCCUUGCUGGAUUAGGAAGGGUGCUCCAGAGAAGAGAUGGAGAAUUUAAAAAUGGUAGAUUCAAGAAGGUUAAGAAUGUUAUGCUGAUGCAAGAUGGACGGAGAGCAACUUUAACACCUGAUAGCGUCAAUUAUAACAGAGAAAAAUGGCCAAGUCCUUACCUCACCUACCAACGGCAUGUUCACAGCAGUGAAAGAAGAACUACUCUUAUUCGGGAAAGUAGUAUUAUUUCACCACUCACCGUCUUAUUGUUCACUGAAGGAAAUAUUGAGGCACAUAAUUAUCGGAAAAACAAAGUCGAAACUACCGAUGUCUUACUGACAUUCCAAGAUAAGAAAAACGUCCGGCUCAUUUGCAGCGAAGAAACUGCAGACUUGUUACUGAAUCUGAGGAGUUCGUUGCAGAAUGUAGUGCGUUACUUAAUCGAAAACCACGGUUUGGCUAAUUGUGACGAGAACAUCAGGACUAUUGAGUCGUUUAAAAAGGAACUAUUCAAUUUACUCUGUAAAAUUUUAAACGAAGCAAGUGGACUGGAUGAUCAAUCUGAAGGGUCUAUUCGUCAAGCUGAAGAAGAGUGGUAGUAUCAAGUUAGUAUGGUUUUUCUCCAAGAAACAUACUUUCUGUUGGUGUGAUACAUGUUUUAAUUGUGACAUCCCGAUGCAAAACUGGACUCUUUCAAUAUACGUUGUGGUCAUUUGGUGAAGUUAAAAACAAAGUUUUUCGUAAGGGUUUCAUGCCCUGCGCUAAGUGUUGUAGGGUGACCCAGUGAUCCUAUUAUUCUUAUGAAACGUCUACUUCACCGAAUCCUCUCAGUGUAACACCGUAUUAGUCCAAGUAUAAGUCAAGGUUUUUUGUCGCCGAUAUUUCCGUAAAAAUUCGUGCUUAAGUUAUACGCGGGAUUGACUUACAUUCGGGACAUGUUUGGAAAUUUUAUUUAUCGCUGGAAAAAACUCAUUUUCAACUUAAGUAUUCAUAAAUAUGUAUAAAAAGGUAAUAUUAAAAAUAAAUAUUCCUACUUCUGUGAUGAUAACAUGUCAUAAAAUGCGACUUAUAUUCGAUUCCUAUAAAAAAUUCCUGGAAAGAAGUCGAAAAAAUGGGGGGCGAAUUAUGUUCAGAAUUGACUUAUACUCAGGGUAAUACGGUAUUUGUUAAUUUGAAUAACGUCGUGAAAAGCUUUAUUGAAAACUAUUAAAUUUAAGAUAGUCCGUCAGCUGGAUGUUGGACGAAUUCAUAGUUGAUAUGUAUUAUAAUUUAUUCAAGUAUUAUAAUUGUUUCCUAUGAUAUAGUAUAUAAAUGUAAAUUUGUAUCAAAUGAAGCAAUUCUCAGAAUA
This is a messenger RNA of Neodiprion fabricii, 4762 nucleotides long. Its product is annotated as ATP-dependent RNA helicase DHX30-like. Lineage: Eukaryota; Metazoa; Arthropoda; Insecta; Hymenoptera; Diprionidae. Gene Ontology annotation, molecular function: ATP binding; DNA helicase activity; G-quadruplex RNA binding. Gene Ontology annotation, cellular component: intracellular anatomical structure; nucleus; cytoplasm. Bases 90 to 4013 code for a protein of 1307 amino acids. The transcript is spliced from 12 exons. The record is from RefSeq and is a predicted model, not a curated record.